This is a messenger RNA of Candidula unifasciata, 693 nucleotides long. The record is from the annotation of a GenBank genome assembly. Lineage: Eukaryota; Metazoa; Mollusca; Gastropoda; Stylommatophora; Geomitridae.
AUGGCAGACUUUGGAAUCGGUGCUAUGGCAGUCUCCAGUUCCAGAUUACAAGAAAUAACCACAAAAUUAAAUUCUCUGUUUACUCCGCUUGGCAUGGAAGUUCACCCUUUUAAGAUAAGAUGGUACAAUGAGCAUGUCUCGACUGCAUACCAGUUUGACCUGCAUCCAGACACCCGGGCAUAUGUAGUCAUCAGCACGCCAGACAUGUUUGAAAAGGCACUUCUGCCCUUCAUUUGUUCAAAUGAUCACAUUGGCUCCAUGGAUGUACUUGACAGAUGCAUGCAGUUUUAUUUCGGCCUUGUCAAGAAGGAAUUCCCUGAUGAAGAUGUUGAAAUUAUUCACGAUUUUGAGAUGACCCCAAUGAGGCGGGCAAAAGUGCUUGUUCAGCCAGCAUGUCAUGUGGCUGGUGCGGCGUAUUACUACACACGGAAGGACUUGAACUCAGAUCCUUUUGAAGAUAAGAACAUCUUUGGUGUUUGUAUUCAUCCAAAAUAUGGAGGCUGGUUUGCCAUUAGAGGGAUCAUCAUUUUCAAAUCAGUUUUGUGCCCUAAUCUCCAACAGACCGAGCCUGUUGACUGUGUGCCCCAGCAAGAAGACAGGGUCAAGUUGCUGGAUCUGUUCACAAAUCACUGGAAGGACUGGAGAUAUCGGGACAUUAUCCCUGUGAAGAAGAGAAUUGCUUCCACUGCGUGA